This is a messenger RNA of Mycena indigotica, 714 nucleotides long. Its product is annotated as TBPIP domain-containing protein. Gene Ontology annotation, cellular component: DNA recombinase auxiliary factor complex; condensed nuclear chromosome. Bases 1 to 714 code for a protein of 237 amino acids. NCBI's taxonomy places the organism in Eukaryota, Fungi, Basidiomycota, Agaricomycetes, Agaricales, Mycenaceae. The record is from RefSeq and is a predicted model, not a curated record. Gene Ontology annotation, molecular function: recombinase activator activity; double-stranded DNA binding. The transcript is spliced from 7 exons. Gene Ontology annotation, biological process: meiotic strand invasion involved in reciprocal meiotic recombination; homologous chromosome pairing at meiosis; meiotic joint molecule formation.
AUGCCUCCGAAAACUGACGCGAAAAAAACCGAUGUAAAGGUGCUGAAAGGACAAGAAGCCGAAGACGCCGUCUUGGAGUACAUCCAAAAGAUGAAUCGACCGUAUGGAGCAGCUGAUGUCGCCGCGAACCUCAAGGGUGCCAUCCCCAAAACUCAAGCAGCGAAGAUACUAGCCUCUUUGGCAGAAAAGGGCUCCCUGGCCGCAAAGACUUACGGAAAAUCCGUGUUCUAUGUCGCAAACCAAGCAAGCAUAUCCGUCAUACCUGCCGAACAACUAGCCUCUCUCGAGCAAGAAGUCAAGAAUCUUCAAGAAGAAAACAAAAUGCUGGGCACACAAAUCAAAGCAUCUUCGUCUGAACUAGCAAAGAUCAAAUCAACACCCACUGACGAUGAAUUAACUACACAAAUAUCUGAAUUGAUGCAAACGAUCCAAAAAAUCGAUGCCCAACUACAGCCGCUUCGUGCUGGUGCCCCUCUCAUUUCGGAGCAAGACAUCGAGCAAGUCGACGCAGAUUGGUGGAAGUGGAGAACAGAGUGGAUUCGCCGGAAGAGAAUAUAUAAAAAUUUCUGGGACCUCGUUACUGACGCUAUGCCAAAAUCGGAUGCCAACGCCCUCGAUGAAGAACUUGGAAUUGAACAAGAUACUGCUGAACAUAUUGCUCUCGAACGUGGACCUCUCGUUGCGGCACAGACCAACUUAAAACGAAAACGAUGA